AUGAAGACUAACGCCGGACUCAUCGCGGCCCUAGCCUCCGUAACGGCGGCCCACGGCGUCCGGACCCAGGACGGCUCCGGCUACCCGCCUCCCCCGCCCGGAAAACGACAAGACAUCGCGCCACCCGGCAAGUGGCGUAUCUCGCCCCUCGACGGCUCCAAGAUUGCUCUGCCGACUGCGGAGCAGCUCGCCUUCCAGGACCGCGAGAUGGGCUGCCUGGUGCACUUCAACAUGGCCACCUACAUUGCGCAGGAUGGCUGCAACGGCGACCCCACCCUCGUCCCCGCGCGCGACCUUUUUGACCCGGAGCAGCUCGACACGGACCAGUGGAUGGAGACGGUCCGGAGCUUUGGCGGCAAGUACGCCACGCUCGUCGCCAAGCACAACUGCGGCUUCACCACUUGGCCCACCGAGGUGACGUUCAAGGACGUGGCGGGCGAGACGGUCCCGUACAACUAUACCAUUGCGCAGUCCCCGGUCAAGGGCAAGGAUGUGGUGGAGAGCUUUGUCGAGUCGACGGAAAAGUACGGCUUCGGGCAUGGAUUUUAUUAUAGCGUGGUGGUCAACAACUACCUCAAUGUGCAGUCCGCGCAGGUCCGCAAUGUCACGGCCGCGCCGGGUCAGGUCGGCAUCACCACCGACGUGUACAACGACGUUGUUUUUGAGCAACUCAAAGAGCUAUGGGGCAAGUACGGCAACUUGACCGAGAUUUGGUUCGACGGCGGCUACAGUGGCGACCAAAAGGAGCGCAUCCAAACCCUACUGCAAAAGGCCCAGCCCAACGCCGUCAUCUUUGGCGGCUGCCAGGACAAUGGCACUUGUGUAUCUGACAAUUCCAUCCGCUGGAUUGGCAAUGAACUAGGUCACGCCGAGGAGGAAAAUUGGUCCACUGGCCUCACGGAAUCAGGCGCGUCCGACAGCCCCUACUUCACACCCGCCGAGUGCGACACCACGCUGCAGACGGGCGACCGCUGGUUCUUUGGAGUCGACACGCCGCUGCGAUCCCUCGACGAGAUGAUCAAGGUCUACCACGAGACGGUCGGCCGCAACUGCGUCCUCGCACUCGACCUAUCGCCCGACCGCCGCGGUCUGAUUCCCGACUCCCACGUCGCGCGGUACAAGGAGCUCGGCGAUUUCAUCCGUCAGUGCUACGACCACCCCGUGCAGCCGUCGUGCAAGAAGCGCAACAAGGCUAAAGGCACUUAUACGCUCACUUUUGACAAGCCCGCGGAGAUUGACCGCGUCGUGCUGAUGGAAGACCAGACGGGCGGGCAGGUCAUCCGGACGUACCAGGUCUGGGGUAAACAGGGCAAGGAGAACGAAUGGAGCUUGCUGUCGAAUGGUACCAGUGUCGGUCACAAGAAGAUUGACCUUUUCUCGAAGCCGGCGACGGUGACUGAAGUCAUGGUCAACUCGACCUUUGUUGAUACGCCAAAGUGGCGAUCCGUCACUGUUCACAAGUGUUCGUAG
Akanthomyces muscarius is the source of this 1470-nucleotide messenger RNA. RefSeq lists its product as uncharacterized. NCBI's taxonomy places the organism in Eukaryota, Fungi, Ascomycota, Sordariomycetes, Hypocreales, Cordycipitaceae. Bases 1 to 1470 code for a protein of 489 amino acids. Gene Ontology annotation, molecular function: alpha-L-fucosidase activity. The record is from RefSeq and is a predicted model, not a curated record. Gene Ontology annotation, cellular component: lysosome. Gene Ontology annotation, biological process: glycoside catabolic process; fucose metabolic process. The transcript is spliced from 4 exons.